Messenger RNA from Mobula hypostoma (lesser devil ray), 5495 nucleotides. Its product is annotated as vitellogenin-like. Gene Ontology annotation, molecular function: lipid carrier activity. The transcript has 34 exons. Gene Ontology annotation, biological process: response to estradiol; cellular response to estrogen stimulus; lipid transport. NCBI's taxonomy places the organism in Eukaryota, Metazoa, Chordata, Chondrichthyes, Myliobatiformes, Myliobatidae. The record is from RefSeq and is a predicted model, not a curated record. The coding region runs from base 212 to 5068 and encodes 1618 amino acids.
AAAACAUGAGCCAAAUUAGAAGAACAAACUUUGUUUUCAGUCGGUUCGGGUCAUUAUGACCCGUGCCCAUGAUCGGCUCAACUACAUUGCAAAGAGAACUCGACUUUGAAAUCUCUCUGAAGCCAAUCAAACAACAGAUCUACAUAAUCAUGAAGUGCUGAAAUUUCAUUCAUUGGUGCUUGGGUCUCCUGUGUCCCACUCAGUAGCCAACAUGAAGGCCAUCAUUUUCAUGCUGAUUGUGUCCCUUGUCGGUAGUCAAAAGCUGAAAUAUGAGCCUGACUUCUCUGAUGGCCUGGUGCAUAUUUACAAGUAUGAGGGCGUUAUUCUGUCUGGACUUCCAGAAAAUGGUCUGAGCAGAGCUGGUGUGAAAAUAAACUGCAGACUGUCCAUUAUUCCAUGUGGACAUGCCACCUAUCUCCUUAAGAUCAGGGAUUUUCAGAUUCAGGAAUACAGUGGAGUGUGGCCCUCAGAACCCUUCACCUCGGCACACAAGCUGACACGGAGACUGGCUCCUGAGAUGACCAAGCCUGUGAAGUUCAAGUACAGCAAUGGCCAAGUGGGUAACAUCCUGGCCCCGGCCAACCUGCCGGAAGGCAUCCUGAACAUUCACAGAGGCAUCCUCAACAUCUUCCACAUCACCAUCAAGAAGUCACAGAACUUCUAUCAGUUGCAAGAGGCUGGAAUUGAAGGAGUUUGUCUUACAAAUUACAUCAUCCAGGAAAACAAGAAAGCCAAUCGCAUCACUGUCACCAAAUCGAAGGACCUGAACAACUGUCAGGAGAAGGUUAUGCUGUUCACCGGUACUGCCUAUUCAAGUCACUGCCCUGUUUUUAAACAGAAAGGCAGGAACAUCCGAGCCGCUGCAAAUUUCAUCCAGGUCCUGAAGCCAACAGCUUCUGGCGCGAUCCUGCAGGAAGCCAGAGUCCGCGAGGUGCACCAGUUCACACCCUUCCAUGAGCAAGACGGAGUGGCUGUAAUUGAGGCAAGACAGAACCUUGCACUGGUUGAAGUCAAAGCUGCCACUAGGAGCCUGCCACAGGUUCAGUUUGUAGAGCGGGGGACACUGAGGUAUCGUUACAGCGGGGACGUGCUACAGAAACCUUUACAACUAACUCAUCUACAAAACAUCAAAAAAGCGAUUGUAGAAACGCUGAAGCAGCUGGAAGCCCACUCAGUGCCGAAGGUCCACUCCGACACACCGGCCACGUUUCUGCAGCUCGUCCAGCUCCUCCGGUCCACCUCGGAGAACACCAUCACCUCCCUGUGGGAUAACAACCACAGUGCACAGACCCGGCGCUGGAUUCUGUUUGCGCUUCCCGCUACUGGCACAGUCGACGCACUGCGGUUCAUCAAGACCAAGAUCCAGCGGUUCGAGGUCACGAUGCGUGACGCGGCCCAGACUCUAGCCCUCGCCAUGCAUCAGGUCACAGCUGACCCUCACACCCUGUUGAUCGUCAAGCAAUUACUGGUAAUGAUCCAAGUGCAACAGUCGCCUGUCCUUCGCCCGCUUGUUUUCCUGGGCUACGGUUCGAUGGUUUACCGGUACUGUGCAGACCAGCCAACAUGCCCCAGCAGUGUGCUUACGCUGCUCCACAGUUUUCUGACGGACUCUGCAGCUCAGAGCAAUGAGGAGGACAUGACCCUUGCCCUGAAGGCAAUUGGCAAUGCAGGGCAGCCAGGGAGCGUGAAGUAUAUCAUGAAACUCUUACCCAGCUCCCGAGCACCGACCACCAACGUCCCGCUCAAAAUCCAAGUCGACGCGGUUAUGGCACUGCGUAACAUUCUGAGGAAGGACCCAACAAAGGUGCAAUCCGUAACCCUGUGGGUAUUUAUGAACAAACAGAGUCACCCUGAACUAAGGAUGUCUGCUUGUGCAGUCUACCUGUCCACCAAGCCUCCUCUGAAUGCUGUGCUCAUUCUCGCCAAUUCCUUGCUGAAAGAGACCAACCUGCAGGUGGCGAGUUUUGCCUACUCACUGCUAAGAUCGCUGUCAAGAAGUUCCCUCCCAUCCCUCAACCCCCUGGCUGCUGCUAGCAAGAUGGCUUUAAAACUCUUGGAGGCCAGAUAUGACCAGUUUGGCUUACGGUUCAGUCAUGGUUUUCAUCUUGAUGUGUUCAGCUAUAAACUGAUGACAGGAGCAGCUACUAAAGUUGUCCUUAUGAAGGAUGUGGGGAGCCUUAUUCCAUCCGUAGCAGCAGCCAAAGUCUCAGGAUACACGUUGGGAGCCUUUGCAGAUCUUCUGGAGGCUGGCUUACGAAUGGAAGGUCUCCAGGAAGCCAUCAUGAAAAAUCGGGCGAAAGUCCAGGGAAUUCCCGACAUGAAGCAAAUCCAACGCAUUUUAAAUAAGAUCCCCAAUUUAAAAUCUGUGCCAGAGAAAGUCCCACUUGCUUCAGCAUACCUGAAGGUAUUUAAUCAAGAAAUCGCCUUUGUCGACUUCAGAAAGGAUUAUAUUCACAAAGUGAUCGAGUUAUUGUCUGGUGUGGAUGUGAGACAUGGCGCACUGCAGAAAAUAAUAGACCGGCUCAGAAAGCCUAUGGAAUUGCAUCUGUCAGCGGCCUUGGUGACAUCGGAGGUACGCCGCUUUGUCCCGACGUGCCUGGGUCUCUCCACAGAACUGUCCCUUCUCUCGGCAGUGGUGGCUGAAGCUGCCCUUAAGGUUGCUGCCAGCAUCCCGGCCACCACCUCCACCUUGUCUCAGUUACUUACUGCCAACAUUGAACUGAAGGCUCAGGUUAACCCAAGUGUGGCUCUAUACAGCAAGGCCGUCCUGGGUAUAAAGGCACCAUUUCUCCAGUCUGGUCUGGAGUUCACCGCAAGGUUCCAGUCGACUCUACCUGUGGAUGUAGCGAUAAAGAUAAACGCAAAAGAAGGCAUUUUGCAGAUUAGCAGUGUUCCACUUCAGAAAGAGAACCAGAUAAUGAUUCUGAAAUCUGAGGUGUUUGCUGUUUCACGGAGCAUCGAGAAUUCGGUGGCAGAGAAAGUGGCACCCAUCUUACCCGAAAUCAAGGAAGCAAACAUUGUGAAUCAAAAAUUCAAGAUGUCACAGGAAAGUGAGAGUGAUGAUGUCAUUUGUCUUGGGAUUGGAUCAGAUGGAGCUGAGUGUUUGGACAAUGCCGAGCGGCCUUCACCAAAGCCUUGGGUACAUCACUCUUGUAUCAGGAUGCCUCAUUUCAGCUUUGAGGUGUGCCUGGACAUGAAAGUUGAAAACCUCCUUUAUGUCCAACACUGUCCGCUGUACAGGCUGAUGGGAACCCAUGUUGUCAGAGUGUUAGCCAGACCAGUCCAUUCUGAGAUGGAGAUCAAAAGGCUGGUGCUGGAAGUUCAGGCAGGGCCAGAAGCUGGUGCAAAAGUGAUUCGACUUCUGGAGAAAGAGAGGCUUCCGCUUGAACGAACUAAUGGGCGAACUUUGUUAAUGAAAGGAUCACACACUCAGUCCAGGUUGCGAAAUCAGACUACCACCGGAGGUUCCUCACCCGGCAGCCGUUCCUCGCCGAGCAGAGAAUCUUCUCAGAGCUAUUCUUCGUCGAGUGGCCAGUCCCUCCACAGGCACCACAGCCCUGACGAGGUCGGGAGCAGGACGCCAUCGGCUGGAGGGGUUUCCACCUCAAAACCCAGGCAGCAAAGCAGUAGCAAUGAAUCUUCUGAGGAGCUGGAUCAGGUUGGAGAGCUCGGUCCCACUGUACUCGUCGUCAUCGCCAAAGCCGUGAGGUCAGAUGGCAACUUGCAGGGCUACCAGCUGACUGGCACAGUGGAAAGCGCAAGUGGCAGGCCAAGAGUCCACCUGCGUGUCGUGGAGCUGGACGAUGACAGCAGCUGGAAGAUGUGUUUGGAUGCCAGCAGUCCUAGACCAUACAAGGCAAAGGUGAUGUACAGAUGGGGUAAAAACUGCGAGAAGUAUAAGAUAACAUUCCAGGCAUUGCUGGGAUAUCUUGCAAACCAUCCGGCUCUGAAAAUUCAAACUAAAUGGGCCUCUAUGCCUAAGGGCUACGCAACCGGCAGCAGAAUAAUUGGGUCAGGAUUCGCUUAUCUACUGGGAUUUUCCAACAGAUUUAAAGACAAUCCCUCUCAUCAGAUUACACAGCUGAUCGCCCUCACCUCUCCACGGACUGUCAAUACAAUCGUGAAGCUACCCAGGUCUACCAUCUAUUACCAAGGCUUUGAGCUGCCCGUUCCUCUGCAUAUUCCUGAGCCUGCACCGAUCGUGAGAGCGCAAGGAUUCGAGAGCAUUGCUAAAAUUCCACAUCUUCUUCUGACAAUUCAUCAAAACGAAUGCACUGUAACGAAUGACCGAGUUGUCACCUUUGACAGUAACGAACUGAAUUAUCACAUACCCAAUGACUGCUUCUACGUUUUGACCAAGGACUGUACCCCCACUCCAGCCUUUGUGAUGCUAAUGAAGCGCGCUGAGAGUCAGCAAACAAAGAAGAGAAUCAAACUGCUUGUAUCGGCCACCAAUACUGUAAUUGAAGCUUAUCCCACAGAGGAUGGAGUCAAGCUCAUGGUGGACUCCGUUGAAACCACUCUGAGAGACGAACAAACGGUGUUAAGUGAUAUCAUCACCAUUCAAAGGAACGGGAUAGGAAUUACUCUGCAAGCCCCGUCAAUCAGUAUUGAGAGCUUGUACUUUGAUGGGGAGAAAAUCCAGACGGCCCUCGACCAGAUGAUGGGGAAGACGUGUGGACUCUGUGGCCUCAACAAUGGUGAGAAGAAGUUGAUCAUGCCCAACCACGAGGAGGCCAGAGACGUGGAGCACCUUUUCGAGUCCUGGUUGUGUCCAGGAACCUCCUGCAAAGAUGACUGCCGAGUCCGACGGGAAUUUGUGGAAUUGGGAAGGAUCAUUGAUUUUGAAGGACAGGCAUCUAGAUGCUAUUCAGUCGAACCAGUACAGCGGUGCCUGGCCCAAUGUACACCUAUGGAAACUCGGUCUCGUCAUGUCAACUUCCACUGCGUACCCUCCAAUCGCGCUGUGAAUGCAUCUACCAUGUCCAGCUUCCAUUGGAGAGCAACACACAUCAGUCUCCCUACAGACUCACACACAGACUGCACAUGUCAGUGUGCCAAGACAUAAGGUCACCAUGUCUGUCUACAGUAUAGAGCUUAUCUUCCUCUUCUACAUUGCCAAAUAUUUGUUUUUUGGCCGAGGAUUUACACGGCCACGCUUUGCUGAAUGGCUGAGAUACUCUGAAGCAGGAAAUGUGUAAUUUAAUCAGGAAUUUUAAAAUCUGAAUAAAAUAUUCAUUCAUCAACAAUUGUGAACAAUAUAGCUGUCUUGAUGAAUGAUUUCACUCAAAUGGUGAUGCAAUUAUUGUGACAACGACUGAAUAAAUUAAACCACAAACAAGCCUUUCUGGUGUAAGACUGGUAAAUUGGUUUAUUGUUGUCAUAUGUACUGAGCUACAGUGAAAGACCUGCCUUGCAUACUGUCCAUACAGAUCAUUUCAUCACAGCAGUGCAAGGGGAAGCAAUGAAAUGCACAAUAAAGAGUUACACUUACA